Molecule: messenger RNA, 1021 nt
Organism: Gasterosteus aculeatus aculeatus (three-spined stickleback)
Lineage: Eukaryota; Metazoa; Chordata; Actinopteri; Perciformes; Gasterosteidae
Gene: nol7
Product: nucleolar protein 7
Cellular component (GO): nucleolus; nucleus
Molecular function (GO): RNA binding
Source: RefSeq, a predicted model, not a curated record
AUGCGACGCAGCGCGAUGACGCUCCAGAACAACAUGGCGAAGAAUCAACGUGGGGAAGCUGCUCCGUCUUCGAGGAUGACGGGUAGGGAGAGACAGAUGGGGGGGUUUAGUUUGUUGCUCGAGUCCAGUGACGAUGAAGGGCCCGAAGAAGUGACCUUUGAAGACUCCAAGGCUGAUGCUCGGCGGAGCAUGAAACGGGCGCUGGACACAGCCAGAAGAGAAAAAGAGCUGCUGAAGGAGAAGAGAAGGAAGAGACAGGAGCUGUUCCAGGAGCAGAAGAAAAGAAAACUUCUAUCGGCUGAAGUCUUGGAGGAAAUAGACUCAACGAAGCAGGAACAGUCCCACGUUAAAGCAGCUGAAGAAGAGGCGGAGCCAGAAGAGGUCGAGGGGAGGAAAAGGAAUUGGAAACAGAACGCGGCCAGAAACCUGAAGGGAAACUACACGGUGACGACGGUGAAGCAAAGCACGCUGGCGUCCUCCCAGCUGAAGGCGGCCGAGGAUUUCCUCCAUUCCCGAAUGUACGGACCGGGAAGCCGAAGGACCACGAGUAACGAGAUGCUCUCACUGGAGAACAAGAUGGGGAAGAACAAGAGCGCCGCCGUGCAGUUUGUCAAGAAGAACUGGGCCUGUCAGAAGAAAGCCAAAGCAGAGAAGCUGAAGAAGACGUGGAUCCACAUGCAGCAGAUUCCCUCCAGCUGAGCACACGGACUUCGAGGAGAAAACUGGUCUCAGACUUUGAGGACGAACCCUUCGGUUCAUCGCGAGACACGGGGACAGCAGGAGUGUCCCUCGGUGUCACCGAUUAAAACAAAUAAAACCACUUCUGAUCCACGGGGGGAAGAUGCAGCUGUUAAGUUUUAAACGGUGGGAUUAUUUUUACUUUUCCUGUAACCUUUAAUAAAAGAUGGAUGAUUUAGAAUCUCGUUAUUUGAUUCAUAAAUCCAAACUAUUCUAACAUGCUGAACAUUUUCUGUUCUUUACCAUCAUGAGUCAAUUAAAUGUUUUAUCUGAAGCAUUUUGA